AUGCUACCCGCCGCCAUCCGCCCUCUCCUCGCCCUACUGACGGCCCUCGUCGCUCUGCUUCCGGCUGCUCUCGCAAACGUUGAGAAGACCGUCUUUGUUGCGCCCUCCGCCGUUGCUGUCCCCAAUGUCCGCCCUGGCCUCCAAGACCUCCGCUUAGCCAGCCUUUCACCUUUCGCCCACGUCUUGCGCGCCCACCUGCCCGUUGCCUUCCCGUCCGACGACUCGCCACGCGGCUUCGAUUCCUGGUACCUGCUCACCGAGCUUGCCCCCGGCCAGAGAUACGAAGUCCGUGUUUGCUGGGCGGCAACACAACCAACUUCCUUCUGGCUGGACGCACACCCCAUAACCCACGUCUUCGACACACCAGAGCUCAUCACGUCCCUCGCGAGCUUCUCGGAGAACAUUCCCGAGGCCAACCUCAUUGUCGACGACAGAAGGGCCACCGAGGCUGCCGAAACAUCCACCUCGCUUCUCUUCCUUCGCAUCCAGGCUGCCGCCGACUUCUACAGUCUGAACAAGACACGAAUGAGCAGCCCGCCGGAUGUGAAGGUGGACAUUAUUCUUGACCCUUACAUCCUUAACGCCGUGCCGAGAUCGCUCAUACCGACGGGCGUAUACAUCAUCGCGCUUGCUGUUGGGGCCUGGUUCCUCUCGUCGUUCAUCGUCAACUGGGCCUCUGCCAUCGAGUCAAUAAAGCCACACACGGAUUGA
Messenger RNA from Diplodia corticola, 711 nucleotides. RefSeq lists its product as uncharacterized. The record is from RefSeq and is a predicted model, not a curated record. The coding region runs from base 1 to 711 and encodes 236 amino acids. Gene Ontology annotation, molecular function: mannosyltransferase activity. Gene Ontology annotation, cellular component: mannosyltransferase complex; endoplasmic reticulum membrane. The transcript has 3 exons. Gene Ontology annotation, biological process: GPI anchor biosynthetic process. Lineage: Eukaryota; Fungi; Ascomycota; Dothideomycetes; Botryosphaeriales; Botryosphaeriaceae.